Molecule: messenger RNA, 1539 nt
Organism: Miscanthus lutarioriparius
Lineage: Eukaryota; Viridiplantae; Streptophyta; Magnoliopsida; Poales; Poaceae
Source: the annotation of a GenBank genome assembly
AUGGUCGGCGGCAUGUCACCGCCGCGGCGGACGCUGUCAAUGGGGAGCGGCGGCACCAUGGGGCGCCGCGCGGCGGCCGCCGCCGUGAUGAGCGACAGCCCCAAGCCCGGGCUGUCCCGAUCGAUGACCAUGGGCGGCGAGCGCACGGUGAAGCGGCUCCGGCUGUCCCGGGCGCUGACGGUCCCCGAGAGCACCACCGUGCUGGAGGUGUGCCGCCGGAUGACCGCGCGCAGGGCCGACGCCGCGCUGCUCACGGACUCCAAUGCGCUGCUCUGCGGCAUCCUCACCGACAAGGGUGAUCGCGCGCGAGCUCAAGAUCGACGAGACGCCGGUGUGGAAGGCAAGUUCAGGCACCUGCCGGUGGUGGAUAACGGCGAGGUGGUGGCCAUGCUGGACAUCGCCAAGUGCCUCUACGACGCCAUUGCCAGGAUGGAGAGGGCGUCCGAGAAGGGGAAGGCGGCGAUCGCCAACGUGGCGACUGGCGACGACAAGUACUCCAUUGUCGAAGCUCUCAAGGAGCAAAUGUUCAGGCCCUGCUUGUCUGCCAUUGCAAACGAAGACUCAACAGUCGUCAUGGUGUCACCUGGUGAUUCGGUUCUUUCUGCGACCAAGAAGAUGGUGGAAGUGCAUGCGAGCUCAGCUGUAGUGGCUGUGGGGAGCAAGGCUCAAGGCAUCCUGACUUCAAGGGAUAUCUUGAUGCGUGUGAUCGCCAAGAACCUGUCUGCGGACGCGACUCCAGUUGAGAAGGUUAUGACUCCUGACCCUGAAUGUGCCACGGUUGACAUGCCUAUACUGGACGCCCUACGAACCAUGCAAGAGCGCAAGUUCCUGCAUCUUCCAGUGAUGGACAGAGACGGCUCAAUCAUUUCAAUUAUUGACGUCAUCGACAUCGCACAUGCCGCGAUCUCCAUCGUGGAGAGCAGUGGCGGCGACGACAUGGGGAGCGACGAUGCGGCAGCCUCCAUGAUCCAGAGGUUCUGGGACUCCGCCAUGGCUUUGGGUCCCCUGGACGAUGAGACGGACAGCCAGUCCCAGAUGAGCGAGGCGUCGAGGUCGCAGAUGAUGUCUGAUGUUCACCACGAUUCUGUGGGCGGCAGCGAGGCGGGGUUCCCGUCCUCCUUCUCCUUCAAGCUCCAGGACAGGCGAGGACGGAUGCACCGCUUCAGCUGUGAGGUCCAGAGCUUGACGCCGCUGGUGACCUGCAUCCUGCGGAGGCUCGGCGCCGACAUCGACCCUGACCGACUUCCGCAAAUCCUGUACGAAGACGAGGACCGGGACAAGGUGGUGCUGGCGUCGGACGACGACCUCGCGGCGGCGGUGGACCACGCCAGGCUCGCCGGAUGGAAGGGUCUGAAGCUGUUCCUGGACUACUCCGGCACCACCGGCCGUAGGAAAGCGGUGGCCUCCUCCAGCGGCGCUGCCAUGGCGGUGGGCAUGUCCAGCCGGGACGCGUGGGCGGCGGCGUACAGCGGGGUCGCCGCUGGGGCUGCCCUUGUCACUGGGAUCGGCGUCAUGGCGUAUCUGCGAAGAUCCUCCUAG